AUGAAAACCACCGCUUUCAUAUCAGCAGCCUUCGCAACGGCCGUAUGUGCUCAGAAUGCCACCACCUUUAUCAACCCAGCGGUGCCAACGGGGCAACCCAUCCCAGGGAACUACUCCGGGGGCUUGCGACCCCAAGUCCACUUCUCCCCGCCGCAGUUCUUCAUGAAUGACCCCAACGGCAUGUUCGUCGAUGCCAACGGCACCUACCAUCUCUACUACCAGUACAAUCCUACGGGUCUCGGGGCCGGAAACCAACACUGGGGCCAUGCGACGAGCCGCGAUCUCUACCAUUGGGAGAACCAGCAGAUCGCCCUCUUCCCGCCAGAGGAGAGCGUCUUUGUGUUUUCCGGGAGCGCCGUGGUCGACGUGAACAACACGUCAGGUUUCUUCCCGGACCAGACCAACGGCGUGGUCGCCAUUUUCACCCUCGCUCGCUACUAUCCCAACGCCGCCGGCCCUCAAACGCAGAACAUCGCUUACUCGCACGACGGCGGGUAUACAUUUCAACUGUAUGACGACAAUCCCGUGAUAGACAGCACAAGCAUCCAUUUUCGGGAUCCCAAGGUCAUCUGGUAUGAGGAUCAUUGGGUCGCCGUCAUCGCCUAUUCGCAGGAGUUUGCCGUCGGCAUCUUCACCUCGCCCGACCUGAAGGACUGGACUUUUGCAUCCAACUUUUCCUACCACGGUCUGCUCGGGACCCAGUACGAGUGCCCCAAUCUCGUGAAACUCCCAGUCAGGGAUAGCGAGGGCGCGGUGACGAGCGAGGCCUAUGUGAUGACGCUCUCUGUACAGCCUGGCGCCCCGCUGGGUGGUUCCAUAACCGAGUAUUUCCCCGGCGACUUCAACGGCACUCACUUCAUCCCCUUCGACUCGGCGACCAGGCUCACCGACUUCGGCAAGGAUAACUACGCCGCCCAGUACUUCUACGGCGUGCCCGACGGCGAGGAUGCCAUCAGCAUCGGCUGGGCGUCCAACUGGCAAUACACGCAGCAGGUACCGACGGGCAACCUGGAAGGUUGGCGGAGCGCCAUGACGGCCCCGCGUGCCAACUACCUGCAGAAGGCGGACCGCAUCGGCCUGACCAUGAUGAACAAGCUCGUAGACCCGGCGCCGGUGCUAGACGAGCCCCUCGAAACCACAAGCUUCGGCAACUCCUCGCUCUCGCUCGACUUCUCCGACGUCGCCUCCAACGCGCUGUACAUCGAGGCCAACGUGACGGGCAUCAACACAACGCUCGUCACCGGCAGCACCACGCUAAACCUCACCUUCACAUCCCCUGCGUCGGGCGAGUCGCUGCGCUCCGGCUUCUUCUUCGGCGGCGACACGCCCUUCUGGAUCGACCGCGGCCUGGUGCGCGGCUUCGACAACAUCUUCUUCACCGACAAGUUCAGCGCGGCCAACGUGUACGACGGCGGCGACGGCACCCUCGCCUCCUGGCGCAUGCAGGCCCUCUUCGACCGCUCCAUCUGCGAGUGGUUCCUCGACGGCGGCGUCCAGGCCGCCACCGUGCUCUUCUACCCCACCCAGCCGCUGACCACCCUGUCUCUGGGGUCGCAGGCUCUGCCCCCCGGGGCUACCGUGAACGUUGCCAUCUGGUCGCUGAAGAGCGCCUGGGCGCCGUAUGCGAAUGAGCAGGGGACUGUUGUGGGUAAUGUCUCGUCGUCUGGGGAGGGCGCCGCCGGUUCUAGGAGGGACAUGAUUUAUGAGGGCUCUUUUAGCAGCUAA
Messenger RNA from Chaetomium fimeti, 1725 nucleotides. Its product is annotated as glycosyl hydrolase. Gene Ontology annotation, biological process: sucrose catabolic process. Gene Ontology annotation, molecular function: sucrose alpha-glucosidase activity. The coding region runs from base 1 to 1725 and encodes 574 amino acids. The record is from RefSeq and is a predicted model, not a curated record. Lineage: Eukaryota; Fungi; Ascomycota; Sordariomycetes; Sordariales; Chaetomiaceae. Gene Ontology annotation, cellular component: fungal-type vacuole; cytoplasm. The transcript has a single exon.